This is a messenger RNA of Paramecium tetraurelia, 263 nucleotides long. RefSeq lists its product as uncharacterized. NCBI's taxonomy places the organism in Eukaryota, Ciliophora, Oligohymenophorea, Peniculida, Parameciidae. The transcript has a single exon. The record is from RefSeq and is a predicted model, not a curated record.
AUGAACACUCAUACAAUUAGUCAACCAAAACCAUUAAUUCGACUUAUUUAACAAAUAAAAACCGAUUCUGUGAGUGUCUCAUCCACCCAAUCCUACGAAUCGCAUUUCUCUGAGAUUGAGAGACCAGAAAACCCUAUGAUCAAGAACUUUAUAGACAACUAUGAAGAUGAUCUCGACACCUUCUUUGAUCAAUUGGAAUGAAAGCUCUUAACCUUUGAUUUGUGUUAUUUUGUGUUAUACAUUAACUGAAUAAAUGUUGUUAA